AUGGCGUUCAAGAAGGUGGUCGUCAUCAACUGCCAAGGCCACUUGCUGGGCCGCCUGGCCUCCGUGGUGGCGAAGGAGAUUUUGAACGGCCAACACGUGGUCUGCGUCAAGUGCGAGAACAUUAACAUAUCAGGGUCUCUGCACCGCAACAAACUCAAGUACCAGGCCUUCCUGCGGCUGCGCAUGAACUCCAACCCCAGGAGGGGCCCCUUCCACAUGAGGGCCCCCUCGCGGAUCUUCUGGCGCGCAGUGCGGGGGAUGAUUCGCCACAAGACAAUCCGGGGCAAGAAGGCCCUUUCUCGCCUCGAGGUCUAUGAAGGAGUGCCUGUGAAGUACGAGCGGAAGAAGAAGGUGGUGGUGCCGCAGGCGCUGCGGGUGAUGCGGCUGCGGCCGGGCCGGGACUUCUGCCGGUUGGGGGAGUUGAGCGAACUAGUCGGCUGGUCCAAGGGCGGGCUGAUCGCGCGCCUCGAAGAAAAAAGAAAAGCCAGAUCUUUGAAAUAUUACAAAAGAAAAAGAGAAGAGGCUCGUGCGACUGCAGCAGCAACGAAGGAAGCCACCCUUGCGCUGCCGCAGGAGCAGCAGCAGCUGCUGCAGCAGUGCGGCUACGCGUGA
Messenger RNA from Eimeria necatrix, 612 nucleotides. RefSeq names its product 60S ribosomal protein L13a, putative. The record is from RefSeq and is a predicted model, not a curated record. Gene Ontology annotation, cellular component: ribosome; cytosolic large ribosomal subunit. The transcript is spliced from 5 exons. Gene Ontology annotation, biological process: negative regulation of translation; translation. NCBI's taxonomy places the organism in Eukaryota, Apicomplexa, Conoidasida, Eucoccidiorida, Eimeriidae. Gene Ontology annotation, molecular function: structural constituent of ribosome; mRNA binding. The coding region runs from base 1 to 612 and encodes 203 amino acids.